AUGUCCGUGGAUGCCAUCUCACUUCUCGGUGAUGACAUGUCCGUUUCAUCCGUCGGCAUCAAGAAGGUGACGGGAGGUUCAGUGACCGACACGUUGCUGGUGCCCGGUGUGUGCUUCAAGAAGUGCUUCUCUUAUGCUGGAUUCGAAGCUUCGCUGCACUGGAAUCUUGAACUGGAGCUGAAGGCCGAGAAGGACAACGCCGAGGUGCGGAUCAGUGACCCCGAUCAGUACCAGUCCAUCGUGGAUGCCGAAUGGAACAUCAUCUACGAGAAGCUAGACCUGAUCGCCAAGUCGGGCGCAAAUGUCGUUCUCAGCCGACUGGCGAUCGGAGAUCUUGCCACGCAGUACUUCGCAGACCGCAACAUCUUCUGCGCCGGCCGCGUGGAGGUGGAAGACCUGGAGCGAACUCGCCGUGCCACGGGUGCGGAGGUCCAGACCACAGCCCAGGGCAUCGAUGGGAGCGUCCUCGGUUCUUGCGGUCUCUUCGAGGAGAGGCAGAUGGGCGCCGAGCGCUUCAACUUCUUCACGAAAUGCGAGAAGACCAAGACAGCAACGAUCCUGAUCCGAGGUGGCGCGCAGCAGUUCAUCGACGAAGCAGAGCGGUCUUUGAACGACUCCUUGAUGAUCGUCAGAAGAGCCAUGAAGAACACAAAGGUCGUGGGCGGUGGUGGAGCCGUCGAGAUGGAGCUCAGCAGAUACCUCCGGGAGUAUGCGCGGACGAUUUCAGGCAAACAGCAGCUUGUCAUCAACUACUUCGCCCGAGCGCUCGAGGUGAUCCCCAUGACUCUUGCGCAGAACAGCGGUGCAGACGGCACUAAGAUGCUGAAUCAGCUGCGCUCCAAGCACGCUACGGCGGGUCCGGAGGGCCGGUGGUUCGGCGUCGACUGCAUCAACUGCACAGUUUGCGAUGCCUUCGAAAGCUACAUCUGGGAGCCGGUUCUUGUGAAAGAGAGUGCGAUCAAUGCAGCGACCGAGGCCGCUUGCCUCAUCCUCUCCAUUGACGAGACCGUCAAGAACCCCCAGAGCGAAAAGCCCCAGGGGGGCAUGCCGGGCAUGGGUAAAGGCAAGGGCAAGGGAAAGGGCAUGAUGGGCAAGGGCCGCGGCCGCGGCGCACGCGUCCUCAAGGGCUGA
This is a messenger RNA of Symbiodinium sp. CCMP2592, 1131 nucleotides long. Lineage: Eukaryota; Dinophyceae; Suessiales; Symbiodiniaceae. The record is from the annotation of a GenBank genome assembly.